AGGCGUUGAGCAUUGCGCGCUCAACGAAAUUUUGACGGGAAAGCACUUUGCUUGAACGGCGGUUGCUUAAAAUUGUUACUAUUGCCAGAGAUUUUGUUAAUUUCUGAAACAUUUUUGAAAAUCUCACUUCUUCGCACAGUAAAUUGUUUUUCGGGAAUUUUUUUUUCUUCUUGAAUUUUUUUUUUUUUUGAAGCACGUGUGAGCAGUGUGUGCUCCAGCAUGUGGCCGUUAAGAGGCGGUAUUUAACAAGAGUUCGGGUUACUUGAAAACAGAAUUUCAAAUUUAUUAUUAUUUUUUGAUGUUUGCAACAUCGGCGUGUUGUAGUCGCUGGAGCAGGGUGAGCAACAGUUGCAGCCGCAAUAUGAUGUUUACUUUGUGGCCGUUCAAGUGGACGCUGUUGCUGUUGUUGGUCAUGUUUCUCAUUAGUAAAGUGGCAGCAAAGUGGCCUCCCGACCCACAUCCACCCAUUUAUCCACAACAUUGGCCUCAUCGCUACAUUGACGACUUUGUAAUUGAUUCUGGGAGUUUUGGUGACGAAAAAUCCAUCGACGGAAACGGAAAUGCUGUAUUUGACAAAACAAAUGCUGACGAAAUGACGCUGCGAGAAGUAUUGCAGCAAUCAAAGGUUAUUGAAGCUCCCGCAGAGGAAAGACGUCAGCGACAAUUGCAGUGGCUGGGUGGUUGGUUGUUUGGGCAAAGGCAAGCGGAAACAAGGCGAACGCAACAAGAGUGGCAACCAAUGCAACAACAAUCGCUGCUGCGUAUGCAACACCAACAACCGGUGCAAACAAAAGGAUUUCGUAUACAGGAUGCUGAUAUCGUUGUCUAUAAGAAAGCGCCCGAAUUUGUACCCGGUGAAGAGAAGAAAAGUUCCGCUGAAGGUGAAAGUGACGUGGAUAGCUCCAAUCAUGUGGGGGAGACUGCGGAAAAACAGGAUACACUAACGGAUUAUGAUUACAGUGGCGAUGUGUCUACGGCUAACGAGCGUUUUAAUACCGAGCAACCACCACGCUCCAAACGGAUCUCCUUAGCGCGCAACCUUCGCUUAGACUAUGGUUAUAUACCCUAUACGGCAUACCAGUACGAUCGACAGAAAGAGCUCGAGGAAGCAAAGAAAUUGGCUGUUAAGCGCAACAAAACUGGCAAUAUGGAUCAACGCACUUUUCUGCCCUCAAUAAGUGCUGGCGCCAUGACACAUCUCGGUAAUUUCUUUACGGAUCUUUCAAAAAACGUGCAUUACAAUGAGAAACCAUUGCCGCUAAGUCAUGAGGAGGCAAAAUUACUGGAAGGUCAACAUCCUUUGCGUGAACUGCAUCAGAAGAUAACUGGCGGACACGAGGCAAACGCAGAAUUGCUACACGCGAUUCGCACAUAUCGACCCUCGCAGAAGAUACGUUCACUGGUGGCCAUGAAUCCGCGUGGUUAUCAUGGCGCACAAUUCAUCGAUCCCAAUUACAUGUGGGUGGGCUUGGGUAAAUAGCGAUACGCGCGGCGGCGUUGUGGUAGUUGGCAUUGUGCCAUCGAUCCACCUUGUUGGCAUGGAGUUCGAGAAUGAGGUUCUCAAAUGCCCUGCUCUCCUUCUCAUCGACUCCUCUACCCACCACACCCCACCACAUCGCGUUUUAAAUGCUACAACGAAACACAGUGGAUGCAGUUGCAUAUGUAUUGUAAAUUAGAAUGAUGUAGAUAUGUAUGCACGUAAAUAAGAUUGGCUUACGUCUUUUCCAUUCGAGAGUUUUGCAGAGUAUUUUCUUUUUCUUUAUCAAAAAUAUUUAUUCAGGCAAAAAGUGUGUGUAUGUUUCACCUCCCCACCUAAGAUUCAGCUCAUCAAGAAAGAUAUCCUUGUAAUAUGUAAAACUAUGCGAAAUAUAUACAUAUAACCAAUACAUACUUACAUAUAUUGCAUAUUAGUAGCUGCAA
Molecule: messenger RNA, 1920 nt
Organism: Ceratitis capitata (Mediterranean fruit fly)
Lineage: Eukaryota; Metazoa; Arthropoda; Insecta; Diptera; Tephritidae
Exons: 4
Coding region: 299-1480 (393 amino acids)
Source: RefSeq, a predicted model, not a curated record